Papilio machaon (common yellow swallowtail) is the source of this 2073-nucleotide messenger RNA. RefSeq names its product glucose transporter type 1. The transcript has 2 exons. The record is from RefSeq and is a predicted model, not a curated record. Gene Ontology annotation, biological process: monosaccharide transmembrane transport. Gene Ontology annotation, molecular function: hexose transmembrane transporter activity. Gene Ontology annotation, cellular component: membrane. The coding region runs from base 215 to 1678 and encodes 487 amino acids. NCBI's taxonomy places the organism in Eukaryota, Metazoa, Arthropoda, Insecta, Lepidoptera, Papilionidae.
UAUAUGCCAUUUAUAAAUUGAAUUCAGUAAGCACUAAGCAUGCAAAAUAAACUUUUUUAUAUUUCAUGCCUCAUAAUAUGGAAGUCUAAUGACCAACGUCGUUAAAAACCGGCUUUCUUUCUGUCAGUGUUCGUUGAAGAAUUUUGCUCGUAUUCGUUGUGAUAGUUAAUUGUGUGUUUUGCUAGUCAUAGAAAAGUUUUUUCUUGUGUUAAAAAUGUCUACGGAAAUUAAUAACCGGACAGCAUUACUUCAUAAUCAAAGAAAUGUUCCAGAGUCGACACCACAACGACCGGCAAUGGAGAGCGGCGGAACAACAGGCGCGCUGCUGUACGCAGUGGUGGCUGCCGUGCUUGGCAUGCUGCAGUUCGGCUUCAACACCGGCGUCAUCAAUGCUCCCAAACAGUUCAUCGAGAACUUCAUAAAGGAACAGUACGACGCCAGCCCAGACCUCAUAUUCGGUGUCAUCGUCAGUAUCUUUGCGGUUGGCGGUAUGAUAGGCUGCCCACUCGCCAGCUGGGUUGCCGAUAAACGUGGCCGCAAAUUCGCUCUACAAGCUAACGCCAUUUUCGGAGUCAUCGGCGCCCUCCUGAUGGGUUUCAGCAAAAUGGCCUCAUCAGUUGAAAUGCUAAUUAUAGGCAGAUUUUUGAUUGGUAUCAACUGUGGCUUUGCCACUACCGCCUCCCCGACUUACGUCUCGGAGGUAUCGCCUUUGAAGCUCCGAGGUGCGUUCGGAACUGUUAAUCAAUUGGCGGUCGCGUUUGGUCUUGUCGGAGCACAGAUUUUGGGGAUCGACGUUAUUUUGGGGAGUAACGACGGAUGGCCACUGUUGCUUGGGUUAGCGGUGUUCUUGUCCGCUAUUCAAUGCGUCAUGUUACCAUUUGCACCGGAAUCCCCUCGGUACGUGUUGCUGGUGCAAAGGAAUGAGGAGCAAGCGAGGGCGCUUCUUGCUAAGAUCAGAGGAACUGGGAACAUCGAUGAUGAAAUCAACGAAAUGCACGAAGAGGACAGGGCUGCGAAACGAGAAGAGAAAUUCAGUAUUGGAGAUUUGUUCAGGAUUAAAGCUCUGCGAACUCCUCUUAUAAUUGGAAUCGUUAUGCAUUUAUCUCAACAAUUAGGUGGGAUAAACGCAGUGUUAUAUUAUUCCUCCACCAUAUUCGAGAACGCCGGUUUAACUGUUGAAAAUGCUAGAUUAGCUACUAUUGGUGUUGGAAGUAUUUUGUUUGUAAUGGCGCUUGUGUCUAUUCCGUUGAUGGACCGUUUGGGCAGGCGUACAUUGCAGCUGUGGGGUCUUGGUGGAAUGGCAUUGGCUUCAGUUCUUAUGACCAUUGCUUUCUAUACGUACAAAGACAACUUUACUAUGAGUAUAUUUGCUGUUAUUUUCACAUUGUUUUACGUCGCUUUCUUCGGCGUCGGUCCCAGCUCUAUCCCUUGGAUUAUUCUUUCGGAAUUAUUCGGCCAAGGUGCAAGGAGCGCUGCGGUCAGUGUUGGCGCUGCUGUUAAUUGGUUUGCGAAUUUUAUAGUUGGUCUCGUUUUCAUUCCAAUGACCAACUUAUUGGGCAAUCUCGUGUUCUUGCCUUUCACGAUACUUCUGAUCUUUUUCUACGUGUUCGUUUAUUUCAAACUACCGGAGACGAAGAAUAAAACUAUUGAGGAAGUCACGGCUGUUUUUAAGAAAUAGUUAAAGUUAAACAUUCCUUUUUGUUGUAAGUUGCAAUAACUUUACCACUUGUGAUACUUGUCGAUAUUGAGUGCGAUGACGGAUAACUUUAAGGGUUAUGUGAUUAUUGGUUACUAAUGUUCGUGUUUGGCAUCUUCGUUGUUAAUACUGACUGGAUUCCAUUCUUGGUUGUCGCAAUCUUGCCGAAUAAUACAAACGUUUCGAAAUGUAUGUGAAUUGUUAAGAUGUUGACAACCUGAGGAUUACGAACAAAAGCUUUGAUUUAAAACUAUACCAAUUACGUCGAAUCGCAGAAUAUUAGGAAGACUGACGCCUUAUUUAUUUCUAAACUACAAGAUAUUAUUAAAGUACUUAUUCCAGUAAAUUUAACGUAAAAUAUUUGGCAUUUUUAUGUA